CUCUCUCCCAUCAUUUCAUCUAUCUAUCUGAUCUCAUCUCCUAUCUUCUCCCUCCUCUCCUCCUCCUAGCUUCCAGCUCUCUCUCUCUCCUCUCCGUCUUCUGCCUGCCGCCCGCCCGCCCAUGUCCGUGGCGCCGUGCGCGCUCCUCCUGCCCUGCAAGCUGCUUCUCCAGCGAAAAGGCCGCGCCUUGACGCACCUCCGAUCCGCCUCCAACGCCACCGCCGCCCAAGGAAGGGCCCGGGACAGAGCGUUCCGCGGCUAGGCAGCUAGCUGAUCGGCGGACGUGACCAGAGGCGGCAGGGAGGGCAACAGACCAGCGAGCGCCCGGCGAUUGCUUUAUUUGCCUUGGGUGCUCCGGCCGGGGAAGGAGAGUUGGUGUUGGUUGGUUCUCCUUCGUUCCAUGCAUGGAUGGCAAGGAACUCAUCUCACAGUCCGACCUCCAAUCAUUCUACCAGCAGCAGCAACAACAGCAGCAGCACCGGGCCUUUGGCGGCGGCGGCGGGCACCAUAGCCCGUCCUCGCUGGCCGGGAUGCACUCCGUCAUCCGCCCCAUGCCUAACAUGCCCAACAUGAACAUGAGCCCCACGGCGAUCCUCAACUCCAUCGGCGGGGGCUCCCUCGCCGGCAUGCAGUUCCAGAUGGACCCUCCGCCGCCGCCAUUGCUGCACACCACCACCGCUGCCGCAGCCAUGGGGGGCUCCGCCUCCGGCCCCGGCGCCGUCCCGCCGGUACACGCGGAGCCUGUCAAGCGCAAGAGAGGGAGGCCGCGCAAAUACGGACCCGACGGCACCAUGAAGCAGCAGCAGCAGCAGCAGCAAGCCGCCGCGUCGCAGCAGCACCUCGUCGCCGCGCCGCCGAGGAUGGGGUCCUUGUCGUCCGGUCCUGACAUGCUCGGCGGCUCUGGGAUGGAGGACGCCGCCCAGAAGAAGCGGCGCGGCCGGCCGCCGGGCACCGGCAAGAAGCACCAGCCCUCGCCCUCCCAAGGCAAUGCGUUCGCCGGUUCGGCUGGAACGAGCUUCACUCCGCACAUCAUCACGGUGUCUCCUUCAGAGGACGUGGCGGCGAAGAUCGUCGCGUUCGCCACCCAGUCGUCAAGGGCGGUGUGCGUCCUCUCGGCGAUGGGCUCCGUCUCCAGGGCCGUCCUCCGCCACCCGGCCGACGGCUCUCCCAUGGCGAGGGUUCACGCUGCGUCGCCGCAGCCGUACAAGAACAACCCUGCCAUCUACGAGGGGUUCUAUGAGAUCCUGAGCCUAACAGGCUCGUACAACCUGGCCGAGGGCUCACAAGCACAGGGACAGGGCCAGCAGAGCGGCGGGCUCAGCGUCACGCUCUGCAGCCCUGAAAGGAAUGUGAUCGGAGGUGUUUUGGGCGGCCCACUGGUAGCUGCAAGCACCGUGCAGGUGGUGCUGGGGACUUUUCACCAGGGAGGGUCGAGAUCCAAGUCCAAGAAAGCCGGGAAGCUGCAGCAGCAGCAGCAGGCGGCCACGGCGACAGCGGCGGCCUUCAGCUCCGACUCGCUCACCGGCGGCCAGGAGGCGUCGCCCAGCUCCGGGCACAACCAAAAUCUAACGCCGCCGCCCUCCGUGACGGGAGGGUGGCCCACCUCCGGGAUAUUUGACACGAGAAGUUCCAGCAUUGAUAUCAACUCAUCUAGAGGCUAGCUCAUUUGUCGAUAAUUCCAGCUCUCGAGAAAUUUUCUAUUUUCGCACAAGAAUACCCGAAACCAUACUUCGAAAUAGCUUAUUCGGUUCUUUUUUUUGAGUAUAAGUAAAUUCUUAUAGAAUUCACUAGGCAUCGCUCAAUGUUGCGACCUGUGUUAUUAUUUUUAGCAUAUUCGAUUCCAACUGUCCCCCUU
This is a messenger RNA of Sorghum bicolor (sorghum), 1855 nucleotides long. RefSeq names its product AT-hook motif nuclear-localized protein 9-like. Gene Ontology annotation, molecular function: minor groove of adenine-thymine-rich DNA binding. The record is from RefSeq and is a predicted model, not a curated record. NCBI's taxonomy places the organism in Eukaryota, Viridiplantae, Streptophyta, Magnoliopsida, Poales, Poaceae. The transcript has 5 exons. Bases 405 to 1661 code for a protein of 418 amino acids.